UUCAUCAAGUGGAAACUAAAUACUGAGUAGAGCAAUAACUUUCGUUUUUCCUUUGUUGGUCGAAUUUCUUACAUGUCUUUCCAAAGUCCAAAGUUCACACUUCCCGAACUGAAGUAAAUUAGCACAACUAUAAUCGCCACGUUGUUUGCAUUAUCUACUUACAAGUUUUACUUUUGAACUGAUAUUAAUAUAUCCACAAAAUUAUCACUUAUCGGAGAUUUAAUGAAGUCGGCUUUAUUUGUGACUUACAAAGAUAAAGACAAGUCAUUUGUGUUAGUGAGGACUAUUGUGUUGUGUUGCAGUGGAUUGAUCUUCAACACGGAAGAAAAUAAAUCGACAUGGCAUCUAAAUUUGGCUCAAUACAGGGCGCCGUUUGUGAAGAAACCGACUGUGAAACGAUUGCUGAUGUGAGUUUUUAUGUGAAGGAAGAAAAGAAGAAACAACUGUGUCAUUCGUGCGCCUUGAAAAAAGAAUGCCUCGGAAUACCCAGAAAAGGCGGGCUUCGUCUGUAUUGCGAGAAACAUGAUAAAAUCAUGGAGCUAUAUUGCAAGACUCAUGGUAAAGCUUUGUGCGUUCCGUGCGCUGUGAUUGACCAUCAUGAAAAACCUUGCAUCCGUCAGGAUAUAGAGGACGCCCUCCUGGAAAUCAGAGCAAAUCUCGGCAUCCUCCAGAAAACGGCGACCAACAAAUUAGAGCUAUCUGGAGUCUACGGGGGUGAGAUCCUUCAAAGUAGACAAGUCGCUGACGAACAUUUGCAAACUAUUCAGAGUGUCGUCGAUUCCAAAAUUGAAGUGGCUAUUGAAAGUGACAGAACAAAGGAAAAGGAAGACGCUGGCAAAAUCGACCAGGAGAUCGACGCGAGAAACCAACAGUUACGCAAGAAGAUUCAAGAGAUCGAGGAUAAAAUUCAAAAGAACAAUGAGGAGAGAGAAAAGCUACAUGAAGAAAAUCGUUUGAUUGCAGAGAAAAGACGACAACCGAUUUAUGACAAACAACGCGUUCUUCAUGCCGAUAUUCAGAACAUCGCUCAGAGGAUCAAGAAAAAGAUUGGAGAGCUAGAUAAAUCAUGGCAAGACGACAAAAUUUCAACAGAGAAAGCAAAAGAGACACUGGACAGAGUUCUUGAAGACGAUAAAAAUGUUAUCAUAGAUGGACAUCGUGUGCAUGCAUCAGUGAGUGAGGAACUAGAGAAGCGAAUGAAUGAGGGUGAGUUGAAAGAAAUGAAUCGUGUUGUAUCGGGUGUAAGGUUUGUGAAGGGUACCGGGAGAGGGCGGUAUGAUGGAAGAAUUGAUGGAUAUGAUGGUGAAUGGAAGCUCAUGGAUACCCGAAAUAUCACAGAUGACAUCACAUUCCCGCGCAUUGUAGGAUGUAUAGAUGAAUAUACGGUGAUAAUUAAUGGAAUGGCUAGUGAAGUGCAUACCUACGUGUUAGAUUUGCACAGUAAAAACAUUCAAAGAGUCAUAAGAGGCAGUGAUACAUCCUGGGUUAACUCAUGUGCAGCGCUGGAUGAUGACAAGAUAGUAUGUGGUAGAUACAUCGAAGGCUGUGCAGGCGACAGUUUGCACGGGUGCAUCAGUGUGUACGACAGACAGUGGAAUCACAUCAAUGACGUCACAAUACCAAGAAACACGACCCGGAACGAUACAUGGGUGGAUAUUGCAGCUGAUCGGGAUCAUGGGGUGGUCAUCGCUGUUGAGAGGGGUCAGUCUAAGAUAUACGUGAUCAACCCAGAUGGCGGUGACAUUACCAACACAAUCACGUGUAAAGAAAAGAUAAUAAUGAACGAUGUGCUACCAUCAGGUCAAAUCAUCGCCCAACCUUGGCUAAGAGAUCGCAGAGUGCUCAUCAUAGACAGAAAUGGUGGUCAAGAGGAAAUCUACCACAGUGAUGUCAUCUUGAAUGUGUGCGUUGAUCGUAUAACAGACGCCCUCUACGUCGUGACUUCGGAUGACGAGAGAAACAGGUCGUGCGUGGUUGAUCAGGUAGUGAGUACUGGUGAAAAGAAGAAGAGAAGAGUAACACUAUUCCCUAUAUCAGCUAGAACACUGAAUAGAUUCAACCACCUUCUAGCAUCUCGAGUGACGAUGACGUCAUCGGGGAAUAUGAUAUCAUGCGAUGGAGAUAAUAUUCUCAUAUUCAACAAGCUAUUUACCCUCUAAAUCCAUGACAGAUGAAUUUUGAUAAACUGCAAAAACGCCGGUGUUAAUUUAACACCAGCCUGCAUCGAUACACACCAGAGAAGUGUUGAAACGACACCCGUUUGGCGUUAGACUAACACCAAUUUAGCAUUUAAGCAUCAACAAUUAUAGUGUUAAACCAAUAUCGGUUUAAUUCUUAACUGGUGUGGACCGAUAUAGUAUACGAGGCUGGUGUUAAAUU
This is a messenger RNA of Lytechinus variegatus (green sea urchin), 2379 nucleotides long. RefSeq lists its product as uncharacterized. Gene Ontology annotation, molecular function: zinc ion binding; ubiquitin-protein transferase activity. The record is from RefSeq and is a predicted model, not a curated record. Gene Ontology annotation, biological process: positive regulation of DNA-templated transcription. Gene Ontology annotation, cellular component: chromatin; nucleoplasm. The transcript is spliced from 2 exons. Bases 339 to 2159 code for a protein of 606 amino acids. NCBI's taxonomy places the organism in Eukaryota, Metazoa, Echinodermata, Echinoidea, Temnopleuroida, Toxopneustidae.